Molecule: messenger RNA, 3001 nt
Organism: Coregonus clupeaformis (lake whitefish)
Lineage: Eukaryota; Metazoa; Chordata; Actinopteri; Salmoniformes; Salmonidae
Product: dnaJ homolog subfamily C member 5
Exons: 6
Coding region: 210-818 (202 amino acids)
Biological process (GO): regulation of synaptic vesicle cycle
Cellular component (GO): intracellular membrane-bounded organelle; membrane; presynapse
Source: RefSeq, a predicted model, not a curated record
UAUACUGCUGCAGCUGUCCAUGGUUGCGUUUGGUGGGUGUUCGCGGUUCUCUGGGAUGCGACCAUAAUCAGAUACCAUUAUUAUAUUUCUCUGGACCAUUUCCAUAUAUAGUGCAUCAGAGCCGACUUCAAGAGGGUAGGAACCCUGCUGAGAGUGCACCAUUUUGGAGUGGCGGUAAGGUUAUAAGAUUCUGAAGGACGUGAGGCAUCAUGGCAGCACAAGAACAGGCGAGGCAGCGCUCACUCUCCACCUCUGGUGAAUCACUCUACAUUGUGCUUGGCAUUGACAAGCUAGCCACUCCCGACGAUAUCAAGAAAUCCUACAGAAAACUUGCGUUGAAAUUCCACCCUGAUAAGAACCCAGAUAACCCUGAAGCUUCUGACAAGUUUAAGGAGAUCAACAAUGCCCAUGCCAUUCUGAAUGACCCCACCAAGCGGAACAUCUAUGACAAGUAUGGCUCCCUGGGACUGUACGUGGCUGAGCAGUUUGGCGAGGAGAACGUGAACACCUACUUUGUCCUGUCCAGCUGGUGGGCUAAGGCCUUGUUUGUGUUCUGUGGCCUGGCCACUGGCUGCUACUUCUGCUGUUGCCUGUGUUGCUGCUGUAACUGCUGCUGUGGGAAGUGUAAACCGCGGCCCCCAGAGGGCCAGGAGACUGACUUCUAUGUGUCUCCUGAGGACCUGGAGGCCCAGAUGCAGUCUGAUGAGAGAGAGGCUGGUGGUGAAGCCAUCUUGGUGCAGCCAUCAGCGACAGAGACCACCCAGUUGACGUCAGAUGGUCACCAUUCUACCUAUCAGACCGACAUGGGCUUCAACUAAACCCCACCCCUGGCUGGCCUGUGGCCCUGCCUGCUACCCUGCUCCACCUUUAAAAGGAUGAACGAGAAGGGCAAUCUGUUUAAACUUCACUAAGAAAGCAGAGGAGAUGGAGGAGCGAGCGUGGCCCACAUAUGAAACUCUUUAAGAUACACCCUCCCUUUCCACCCUCUCCAGAGUGGUCCACUCCCGCCUCAAUGUAGGAAAAAGAUAAAGAAAAAGUUUGCUUCCCUUCUGCUUGUUCUUUCAUAUUCUUUGGCCUUUGACCUCAAAAUCCUCCAACCCCACAGUCCCCUAUCCAUAUUUCAUGUCAUGGUGUAGCAUGCACUGUUUUUAGAGAAAUAAAUCAUUGUCUUCAUUUUUUUUAUUCAUACUGUUGGUGCACCUGUGAGUGUGAUUCAUUUGGGGUACAGUUUACUUGAUGUUUUUGCUCACUGAUAAGAGAGGUUCGGCUCAGGGAGGUUGUGGAUAGUGAGGUGUGUUGCUGUUCAUUGUCUUUGCUGCAUGGUGCCGUCGUCAUUAAACAUUCAAAAUAGAGCUACACAAUUCUCAGUUUAGAAUUGCCAUCAACUGAUGCCAGUUAUAAACAUAUAGCUCCUUUCCUUCAACCACUUUUAAACCCAUAGAUGUUGGCUCACGUUUACCUGUGUUGGUGCCCUUCCUUUUGCAUUGUGGUUAUAUUGCCCUGAGAUCUGUGCCUGUAGAAGUGGGGUGGGGAUGGAGGGCAGGGAGGGCAGGGCACACAAGCUGCAUUUUAUGAUGGCAAUAUCAUGAAAUACUGAUGGUGACAUCAUUGCUUUCUUAACAUUUGGUGGGUCUUGAAUUGGCUUGGUUUGGUCUGUUCUUGUGUGAAGGAAGCAUUGCUUUGUCCUGCCCCUAAAAUCUGAAUUGAAUGCAUGUAAUCUUGCCCCUGACUUCCCUGCAUCGAAUAACUGACUAACACCAGAAGAUAAAUAUCAUACAUAGGUUUUUUAACACAUCUAGUCAUGUAUAUUUUGUGUACUUUUACUUGCCACUGUGCCACCCACAGUCCCAUUGGAUUGUUGGGACGCGACCCAGACAUCUCUGAGCAACUCUUCUCUGCACAUUUGAGUGGAUAUUCUCAAUAUCCAGAUAUUUUAUGUUUUACCUGUGCUUAAUUUCCUUGUGGUUCCAAUUUCCUUGUGGUUCCGAGUGUUACCCCACACUGUCUAAGCCAAGGACCUUGACCUGAUCCAAUUUAGAGGGUGACAUAUUUUCAUUCCAAGCACUAUUCAUGUAUGUUUAGAUGUGAUGAAAAAGAGUACUGUGUAGGGAAAAGUUGGGAGCAUUUGAAAAAUAUUAUCAUCAUCUUGUUUUUUAUAGUUGUGUUGAAGGGAAUUGUGUUGUAAUUGUCCAAUGCUGUGUUCAUUUGUUUUGACCAUCAUUGAAUUUUGAGUGUCGAUAUUGGUACUUUCUUAGCUCAUAAGUCAUUUCAUAAGUGGGCUAGCACUACCACAGGCAGCUCUUAUCCUAUAACCAGAAUAGACUUAUGUUUUUAAUAUAAAUAUAUACAACUAAAUAUAUGUCCAGUGUAACUAAUACAUAACCAGCCAUUAUCUUCAUAAUUUGUUUGUUUCAUUAAUGCCAAUUAUGUUUCAAUGGUUUACAAUGGAUGUCUGAGCUCCUCUCGCCUGCCCUCUGCUUUUGAUGAUAUGGUUGUUUGACCUGUGUGGUCCUUUUACAGUGUUUGCUGUGCCCCCCUCCCCCUCACACCCCCUCCCAUAGAUAUAUCUACCUGUUAUCGCUUCUUCAUUGAGAUGUUGGAAAAUGCUAAUUGUUAAAUGAGUUGAAUGCAAUGUGUGUUCACUAAAACUACUGGACCAAUGAUCAGGAAAUGGUUCCAUAAAAAUGUCUUGAUACAGACGACAUAGUAUAUAGUGUAAUGAUAGUGAUAUAGUAAUUUUAUUACAUUUAUUUUAUUUAAGUUAACUUAUUUUGUCAUGUUUUUGAUGAUGAACGGCUAUAGUUAUAAAUGGUAUGUUUUUUUGAUGUGGCCAUUAAAUUUUGCAACGCAUGGUUUAAUGGUUAAGGUCUGUUGUACAUACACUUAAAUAUUAAGUAUAAAUCUGGACCUUUAUGUUGUAGCAUGGUAAUGUGUGUGAAAGAAAACAAAGUGGGUCAUUGAUCUGAUUUGCUGUUGUUAAAUAAAUGUUCAUGAACAUUUA